This is a messenger RNA of Paramecium sonneborni, 1069 nucleotides long. The record is from the annotation of a GenBank genome assembly. NCBI's taxonomy places the organism in Eukaryota, Ciliophora, Oligohymenophorea, Peniculida, Parameciidae.
AUGGACGGAAUUUAUCAUUAGUAAUAAAAACUUUUGUUAUGUGGAUUAUCUGCUGUGAAUAAUUUAUUGUAAAAUGAGCACUAUACAAGUUAAUAAAUGAAUGAAUUGGCUGAUUCGUUACCUAAUUAUUAAAAAAGUUUUUUUAAUUACCAUUCUAAGUAGAAUAUGAAAUUAUAAUAGUUUCUUAAAAAUUGGAAAUUAUUCUGCAGAUGUCUUGAUCAAUGCUUUAUAGUAAGUAGGAAAAUAAGUUGUUUAUUUUGAUAAAAGAUAGCCUAAUCAUUUAAACUCAAUUGUUUAAGAUUAAAAUUUAUUGGGUUUUUUACUAAACAAAGAAGAGAAAAAAUUUUUCUUUACAACUCAUCAUUGGUUUUCCAUUUUAAAAAAAAAUUAAAAUUGGUAUAAUUUAGAUGGAAAAUUGAAAAAGUACACUUUAUUUAAAAAUGAUGAAAAUUUAAUAGAAUUUCUUAAUAAAGAAUUAAAAAAUAACCUAACAAUUUUCAUAGUCUAUAAUAAUAAAAAGUAGAUAGAUACUUAAAUGAAAGAAAAUUAAUAAUAAUAAUAAUAAGAUACUGUUUAAUAAGAAAAUAUUAAUUAACAAUAAGUAGUUGAAAAUUAAUUAUAAUAAUUGGAUGUAUAAUUAAUAGAUAAAAAAUAAUAAAUAGAUAAUGAAAAUUCAUUGCAAAAUAAUUAAAUAAUAGAUACUAUACAAAAUGGUGUUUUAUCAAUAGAAAAUAGCCAAAAUAUAGAUGAAAUAUCAUCAGUAGAAAACACAUAAUAAAUAAUAAAUACUUAAAUAAUAGAAAAUACUUAGAAAAUAGAAAAUUCAUAAGAAAUAAUUAAUGUUUAAUCAAUAGAAAAUACUUAGACACUAGAAAACAUAGAUUCAAUAGAAAAUUCGUAAUAAAUAGUUAAUACUUAGAAUAUGGAAAGUUGUCAGAAAGCAGACAACCCUGUAUAAAUAGGAAAUUCUUAAUAAAUAAUUAACAUUUAAUCAUUAGAAAAUUCUUUGCAAUCUGAUAAUGUGUAAUAAAAGGAAACUAAAAAAGAAAUAGAUGAAAGUUAAAUAUGA